This is a messenger RNA of Physcomitrium patens, 4245 nucleotides long. RefSeq lists its product as uncharacterized. The record is from RefSeq and is a predicted model, not a curated record. NCBI's taxonomy places the organism in Eukaryota, Viridiplantae, Streptophyta, Bryopsida, Funariales, Funariaceae. Gene Ontology annotation, molecular function: protein binding.
ACAGACGUUGGUUUAUGCUUUUGUCCUUUGCCCCGCCCCUGCCCCUUCUUCCACCCACCUUCAUUCACUACCUCUUUCUUGCACUCCUUUGCUUUAGCCGCUUCGCUCUUUCUUACCGACCUUGGCUCAUGCGAACAUUCUCGUCCACAGAUUUCUGGAAACUUCCACUUGUUGUAGCUGCUUUUUGGCGAUUUGUGAACGGAGUUGGAAGCGCGUAAUCAAAUCUGCGAACUCGUACAUGUUCUGGUUUUCACGUCGUGACAACCACCGCGCGGUGGUCAUGCUUCUGCUGCUCACAGUGCAACUAAGAGAAAGAUACACCGGCCGCGGGAUUGAUAAACUGCCUCCUUAUAACUGGCGAGUUUUCGGGCCUGCAGAGGAAAGGAGUGAUUCGAGUGCACUGUAAGUGUGGUUUAGACGAUUUGUGUGCAGGGACUUGGAGCCACCCAUACUUCGGAUAGUGAGCGACUGCGUUUUUCACGGCACGUUGUUAUGGAUUCUGAGAACCUCCCCGUGCUUCCACAAAUGAUAUGGGGUUACAUUGUUACCUUUCUCGAGGACGCGAAGGAUCUUGCAAUUGCUUCGGUAGUAUCCAAAUGUUUUCGGGAGGCAUGUUACAGCGUUCGAUCAAUCCGUAUAAAUGUGACUGAUAAAGAUCAUGAAAACGCCCGAAAUAAUCACAAUAAUGCCGAACAGCGGUCGAAUGUCGAACUUCAGCAAAAUCAAACGUCAUCAAAGUUGAAUAAAGCAGAAGCGACUUCAUCCGAGGGCCGGUCACGCUCGGGUUCAAAGUUUCGAAACGUGAAGGAUAAAGUGUUAAUGAUUCUGUCCGAGAGGCAAUGCAUAGAGCAACUACGUAUUGAAGCUGAGCCGAAGUUGCAAGCAAAAAAUGUGCCCGAUGUUGAAAAAAGACGAACGGACUUUUGGAUUUGUGAUCCAUAUUCUUUGAAGGAAUGGUUACCAGGCAUUGGUUCUACGCUUCAACAACUAUGCAUAGUGGAUUAUGGGCAGCAGGCUAUAAUGCGCAGGUCGAGCAUUGUUAUGAUUUUAUCGAAUAACUGCCCAUUGCUGACGACAUUAGAGCUGAGAAACAUGUUCAUUGAUACUAGUCAAUGUGGUGUAAUGAACUCAAUGAAAAGAUUGACAUUACGCUGCGUGAAAGUAGUUCCUCCAGCUUUAAAUGAUAUAAAUCAUUGCAUGCCCAAUCUAGACACAUUGGCGCUGCUUGGAGUAUUUGGUGUUGAGGGAGGAGACUUGAAAUUUGAGAAGAUGAAAGUCCUAUGCUUGGGUCUAUCUUCUCCAGCCAAAUCCAUUUCCUUGGAUCUUCCUAUGUUGGAAAAGUUGCAACUUAAGAUGCAAUGUCCAGAGAAUCUCAAGAUAUGGGCACGUCUUCUUAAAUAUGUUGCCUUUAAUUUGGAGGUGCCGGAGGGAUCACAUGUGCAGUUGCGUUGUGAACAAGUAUGGCUUAAGGAUGUCACGCUUCAAGGUUUACAUGAGCUGUUGUACGGGGCUUCUAGUUUUAAUUCAUUUGCAGAUCUUGUCCAAGCGAAUAAAAGGACCUUGAGGAAAAUAUAUUUUGACAUUCCUUGUAUGGUACUUGGUGAAGAUGGUAACUUUAUGAGAGUAUUGGAUUGUUUCCCGUUGACCUUGCCAAAAUUUAGUGAAUUACACGGUUGUGAAGCAUUAGAAGUCCUUAAUAUUGGACCUGGUCUAUGGCAUAGUAUGGAAAAAAACAUCGAUCAGCUUAAAUUAACGAAGGUUUGGCCAAAAAUGCAUAUCCUAAUUCUUCACAUGAUUUUAUUUGAUGCAUCAGCUUCAACUACCAUAAUUGAGUUGUUGUUGAGCCCUUUAGUGAAGAAUUUAACAAUUCGUAUUCAUACAUCUAGUCCUGGAGAUGUGAAACUUUUUACUUCUAAUGUUGAGCAACUUGUGAGGGCAAGACCUUUUGAGCAUAUGAAAUGGAAUUUGGAGAAAUGGACUAAGAAACUUUCCUUCAAUCAUUUCAGUUUUUAAUUAAGAAAAAUGUGUGUGCAAAUAUGACAUAAUUGUCAAAUAAAUUAAGAAUUUUACAUCUUUGAUUACUUUGGACAUGAAUUGGUGAUUAAGCUUAAUAUCAUUGUCAAAUAAAUUAGUCAAUUUCACUUCUUUGACCAUCAUAAAUAUGAUGAUAUGCUUGAGUUCUAGAUUAUUGUUAAAACAAAUGGACAAUUUCACAUCUUUGACUAUCUUGAGAAUAGAUAGUUACUCAAGAUCAACAACAUUGCCAAAUGAACUAGUCAAUUUCACAUCUUUGACUAUCUUAAUGAUAGUUAAUUACCUACAAUUGACAUCAUUGCCAAAUGAAUUGUUCAAUCUCACAUUUUUGACAACCUUAAAUAUGAAAAGUUGUUGAAGCUUAUUAUUAUUGCCAAAUGGAUUGGUAAAACUUAUAUCUUUGAUUACCUUGAAUAUAAUUAGUUACUAAAGCUUGACAUCAGUGCUAAAUAAAUUAGGCAAUCUCUCAUUUUCGACCAUGUGAGAUUUAAGAAGAUUUUCAAGGUUGAUAUCAUUGCCAAAUGAAUUGGGCAAUCUCAAAUCUGUAACUAUCUUUAAUGUAAAUGGUCGUUCAAAUUUGAUACUAUUGCCAAAUGAAUUGGGCAAUCUCACAUCUUAGAAUAUUGCCAAUAAAGUAGUUGCUUAAGCUUGACAUCAUUGCUAAAUAAAUUAGAUAAUUUUACACCUUUGACUGUCUUUAAUGUGGAGUGGAGUUCAACCUUGACAUUGUUGUCAAAUGAAUUGGGCAAAUUUACAUGGUUGAUAACCUUAUAAAAAAAAGAGAGUAUAAUCUUAAUAAUUUUGCUAAUUAUAUUGAAUAUUUUUAAAUAUUUGAGUAAAUUUGAUACUAGCAAUUGCUUAAGUAAAUAAUGUUGACAAUUUCAAAUUUUUUACUAUCCUUAAUUCAAGUAAGUACUCAAAUUUGAUAUUAUUGCAAAAUAUAUUGGGCAAUUGUACAUCUUUGACUUCUUGUGAAAUAAUUGGGUGCUUAAGCUUGACAUCAUUAUCAAAUGGAUUAGACUCUUUCAUAGUUUUUAGGAUUUUUGAUAUAAAUAAGUGCUCAAGGUUGAUAUCAUUGAGAAAUCUAGUUAUACUGGAAGAAUUGAGUAUCUUAAGUGUAAAAACUUAACAAACUUCCAAGAUGAGUUUUGAAAUCAAACUAGUUUGAAGAAUCCAUGCAUGUGGAAAUGAAAGGCUUUGGAAGAAUCUUUUAAUGGAAUGAAAAAUUUGAAAGUAUUGGAUAAUUGAAAUUCUUACAAUAUAGGAAAUUGAAGAUGUCAAAAGGGUGAGGACACUUGACAUGUUUGAAGAACCUAUAUAUGAAGAAAUGUUGGGCUUUGGAAAGUAUCUAAGGAGAUUGGAAAAUUUGGUUGUAUUGAAAAAAUUAAAUUUGACUACUAUGAAAAAUUGAAGAAGUUGAUGAAAGGCUUUGAAAGCUUGACAUAUUUGAAGAAAUUGCACAUGAAGAAAUGUGAGGCUUUGAAAUGUGUAGAACAUUGAACAACUUUCAAGAAAGGUUUGAAAGCUUGAUAUAUUUGAAGAAGCUAAGCAUGUGGAAAUGUGAGGCUUUAGAUGAGUUUUCAAGUACAAUGAACAAUCUAAUUGCUUUGAGAGGAUUGUAUUUCUAAUAUUGUAGAAUAUCAAAAGAAAUUACAAGGAUUUAAAAAAUUGACAUUUGUGAAGAAGCUUAGCACAUGAGAAUGUAAGGCUUUAGAUGAGAUUCCAACUAGAUUUUAAAUUCCAAUUACAUUGAAAGAAUUAUGGCUCUAGAAGUACAAAAAGUUAAAAGAAUUGUAAGAACAUGUUCAAAAACUUCACAUAUUCGAAGAAGCUUAGUUUGUAGAAAUGUGAGACUUUAGAAGAGUUUUCUAUUGGGUCAAGGAAUUUAAUUUUUUAUUAGAAAUUUAUGUUUCUCCAAGUACUCAAAGUCAAAGAACUUAUAAAAAGGGACUAAAAACUUUAUAUUUUUGAAGAAGUUGACCAUGUAGAAAUAUGAGCUUUUGGAGAAGGUUUGAAGUAGAUUAGAACUUCUAAUUGCAUUAAAGAUGUUGGAUAUUUCAAAGUAUUGAAUAUUAUUUAACUUCUACAAGUUUGUAAUUUAGUAGAUAUAAUAGUUUUAAUUAUGGCUUUAGAAUUUAGAAUUCUUUUUACAAAAUAUUUUGUAAGUUUUGAAUUUAUUAUCUUCUUUAUUUUGAGAUUGCUAAUUCCAAA